Entamoeba nuttalli P19 is the source of this 852-nucleotide messenger RNA. RefSeq lists its product as hypothetical. NCBI's taxonomy places the organism in Eukaryota, Evosea, Mastigamoebida, Endamoebidae. Bases 1 to 852 code for a protein of 283 amino acids. The transcript has a single exon. The record is from RefSeq and is a predicted model, not a curated record.
AUGACAACAACAAAUGAAAAGAGAGGAUUUAAUCUUUUAACAGAAUUUUGUAAAGAAAAGAAGAAACAAGUUGAAAUAAGAAUCAUGUAUAAUGUAGAAAAUAAUUGUUUCAAUGUAAAUGUUUUAAUUGACCAAACAAGUGUUAUAAAUACUAAUUAUGAGAAAAUAGAAAAUAAUUUUAAUGAUAUUAUUGCACUACAAACACUUGUUAUAAUAGAUAAUUUUAAUGCAAGAAAAUACAGUGAUUUAAUAAUGGGAUUAAAUGAAGAACCAUUACCUAAAUUGAGAGAUACAGUGAUUUGUCCAAAAAUGCCAGAAUCACUUUCUAUUUUAGUAAAACCUAAAACAAAAGAAACAGAAAGAAAACCAUUUCGAUUGGAUGAAAGAAGAAGAGAAGAAUUUAAUAAAAGAGAAAAUCUUCCAAUGGCAAAUAGAGAGGAAAAAGAAGUUGAACAAACCAUAGAAAGAAUAUGUUCUCGAAUAGGAAGAUCAUUAGAACUUAGAUUUAAUGAAAUUAAAGGAGGGUAUGAAUGUUUUGUAAGAUUAAAUGAAUUUUCAGCAAUAGCAGUUUCAGACAGAAAGUAUGAUGCUAAAUGCAUUGCUUAUAUGUUACUUCUAAAAAAAAUUUUUUCAAAUACUCGUUCUAAUGGUGAAAUAAUGAAAAUUGUUAGAUCUCAGCAAUUAUCUGAUACUUUAAUUUCUUUAUUAAAUGUUCGUCUCCCAAUGUAUGUACCACCAUUACAACAACAACCUAUGAUUCCACAAUACCCUAGUUAUUAUUCUACAUUCAAUUCAUCUACUAGUUAUAUUCCACAACAAAAUCAACAAUAUUCAUACAAUCCAUAUAAAUGA